Molecule: messenger RNA, 1322 nt
Organism: Rhodofomes roseus
Lineage: Eukaryota; Fungi; Basidiomycota; Agaricomycetes; Polyporales; Fomitopsidaceae
Exons: 3
Coding region: 41-1084 (347 amino acids)
Molecular function (GO): protein binding
Source: RefSeq, a predicted model, not a curated record
GAACGCCACACAUCCUGCUACUGUGACUACAAUUACCUCAAUGAAGCGCAGCCUUGAUUUAGACAGCUCGGGGGAGGCAAGUGGCAACAAACGGCCUCGUCUAUCACAGACGUCGGACAAAGAUCGCUCGCAACCCACGAACAUUGAAGCCGAAGACUUAGGGCUUGUACGCGACGAAGAGUUUUGGUACGAGGAUGGGAGUGUCGUUCUGGUUGCGGGGAACGUCGGCUUCCGCGUAUAUCGAGGUCUGUUGGUGAGGCGUUCUGAGGUCUUCAGCGACCUCUUCUCCGUCCCGCAGCCACAGGACAGUCAGCUGGUCUGCGGCUGCCCAGUCGUGCAUCUCUCUGAUACCCCCGACUCUUUGAGAGAGCUAUUGGGUGUACUGCUCUGCGGAAAGAAAUAUAUCCAAAAAAACGACAUUGAGCUCCAUCUUCUGUCCUAUCGCAUUCGCCUUUCCCAUAAGUAUGGCAUUCAAGACGUUCUGAACGAGUCCAUACAACAGCUCAAGGCACUCAUCCCAACGGACCUCGCGCGUUGGCUCGCCAUGGGACGCCACUACAGUGCACGAGCCAUCACCGCGGUCAACCUGGCUCGCCUGACCAGCACGAAGCUCGUGAUUAUUACCGCGCUCUACAUGUGUUGCCAGCUGCCCAACCAUGUCUUGCUGGAGGGUGCGGCUCAUCCCGACGGGACCACCGACGAGCUGAGCCGGGACGACCUCCUGCAGUGCUUGGACGCGAAGUCUGUCCUCACGCAUACAUACGCGCAUGGCAUCUACAGCCAAACCAGCAUCAUCGUCCAGGGCUGCCGCUCGCACGCUUCCUGCGGCAGGGCCCUCGAUAGCAUACGAUACACGGCGGCGAAGCGGUUGACGAUGGACAUCAUGGACACGUGGGAUGAGCUAUUGGACAAGUACGACAGAACGAAGGUUGGCGAUGCUGCGCUCGUCAGUUUGUGCCAGUGCUGCAUGGUCAACCUCCGCCAGCAAGUCUGGGCCCAUGUCAGCUACAGGUGGGCAUUCUUGGCGAGCUAUAUGGACGUCCGUGGCCAGGGGAAGGAUGGAGGAGUCGAAGAGGAGCCUUGAAUCAUCGUGAUCGAACAGCCCAGUCGCAUCGACAUAUACUGUUGAUGAUUGCAGGGAUCUGGACACCACAAGACCAGUCAUGAAGAUGUAUCGCCAGUGUAUACCCUAUUGCUGCAUUGUAUCUGAAAUCACUACGCAUCGCCUAUAGCUACUAUAUACCCUCGAUACCCAGUCUGGACCUAUGUGCUCAUAUCAAUAUACUUAUAUCCGCUGUGCACGCUACAUCUAUCGAAUCUGC